Pantherophis guttatus is the source of this 2834-nucleotide messenger RNA. RefSeq names its product phosphodiesterase 10A (gene PDE10A). The record is from RefSeq and is a predicted model, not a curated record. Gene Ontology annotation, biological process: signal transduction. Lineage: Eukaryota; Metazoa; Chordata; Lepidosauria; Squamata; Colubridae. Gene Ontology annotation, molecular function: protein binding; 3',5'-cyclic-nucleotide phosphodiesterase activity.
CUCUGUGUCAGUCAUGUAGUAAGAACAUAAUUUCUUUUACUCCAGCAAUUUCUAUCUAUAUUGAGCUGGUAUUUUAAUCAAGGUAUUUAAGACUCUACCAUAUCUUUGAAGUUCAGAGUGUAUAUUAUGAGAAAAUGACUGAAACUUCUAAAGCAACAACCAAAACAUCAACUAGAAGGAAUACACCCAAAAUACAAGAUAUAUUAUCAAGCCAGAGUAGAAGCAACUUCAGUGUUAAACUUGCAAAGUCUUAUGGGCUGGCAGAGAGGAGAUUGGGUUUGACAGAUGAAAAAGUGAAGGCCUAUCUUUCACUUCACCCCCAGGUACUGGAUGAAUUUGUGUUAGAGAGCGUUGGUGCUGAAACAGUGGAAAAAUGGCUACAAAGGAAACAAAAUAAAGAGGAAGAUGUUUCAGCUGCUAAGCAUGUCAGCAGGUAUCAAAAUCCUGAUAUGGAAGGAAUGGUGUACGACCUGAACAGCUAUUUAGAGAAACGGGCGGAUACAGUAGGGAACAGUCAACUGCUCUUGUAUGAAUUGAGCACCAUCAUUCAAAUAGCUACAAAGGCUGAUGGGUUUGCACUGUAUUUCCUGGGAGAAUGCAAUAAUAUGGACCUUGUUGGAAACUUACUUCUAGCCCUGGAUCUAAAAGCAGCAUAUGAAUUUAGUCUUUGCAUGUUCACACCACCAAGAGUGAAGGAUGGACAACCAGUACUUGUUCCUGUAGGACCAGUUAAAUACGGCACCACAAUAUCUGCUCAUGUAGCCAAAUCUAAGAAAACACUAUUAAUAGAAGAUAUUUUGGGGGAUGAACGGUUUCCGAAAGGAACUGGGCUGGAAUCAGGGACUCGUAUCAAGUCUGUACUUUGUUUGCCAAUUGUGACCGUGCUUGGAGAUCUAAUUGGUAUCCUGGAGCUUUAUCGAAAAUGGGGUAAUGAAACUUUCCAUCUCAGUCACCAAGAGGUUGCAGUAGCAAACCUUGCGUGGGUUUCAGUAGCAAUGCAUCAAAUAGAGUGUUCCCAACAUUUGCAUCAGGUAUCCAAGGGUUUGGCCAAACAGACUGAACUGAAUGACUUCCUGCUUGACGUAUCAAAAACCUACUUUGAUAACAUAGUUGCAAUAGAUUCUCUACUUGAAAAUAUAAUGAUAUAUGCAAAAAACCUGGUGAAUGCAGACCGCUGUGCACUCUUCCAGGUAGAUCAGAAGAACAAUGAGUUGUAUUCAGACUUGUUUGAUAUUGGAGAAGUACAUGAAGGGAAGCCUGUCUUCAGGAAGACCAAAGAAAUAAGAUUUUCUAUUGAAAAAGGAAUAGCUGGUCAGGUAGCAAGAACUGGUGAAGUCCUCAACAUACCUGAUGCCUAUGCAGAUCCACGUUUUAACAGGGAGGUAGAUCUCUACACAGGCUACACAACAAGGAACAUUUUAUGCAUGCCUAUUGUGAGUCGAGGAAGUGUCAUAGGUGUUGUGCAGAUGGUGAACAAACUAACUGGAAGUGCCUUUUCUAAAACUGACGAGAACAAUUUUAAAAUGUUUGCAGUCUUUUGUGCUUUGGCAUUACACUGUGCUAAUAUGUAUCACAGAAUUCACCAUUCAGAAUGUAUAUAUCGGGUAACAAUGGAGAAGCUUUCAUAUCACAGUGUUUGUACAGCAGAAGAAUGGAAAAAUCUAAUGGAUUGCAAACUCCCAUCACAUCUCUGCAGAGAAAUUGAAGAAUUCCAUUUUGACAUUGGUCCUUAUGAAGAUUUUUGGCCAGCAAUUUUCAUCUAUAUGAUUCAUCAAAGUUGUGGAGCAGGCUGGAUGAACAGAAGUCGAAAGGCUAACAAGAGAGAAGAUGGCAGUGCUAUGAUGUCAGCAUUGAGCCUUUAUAUGGAAUCUGAUAUUAUGGAGGAAGGUUUUGAUAUGGAAAAACUAUGUCGCUUCACGAUGUCUGUAAAGAAGAACUACCGCCGAGUGCCCUAUCACAACUGGAAACACGCCAUCACAGUUGCACAUUGCAUGUAUGUUAUUCUCCAGCACAACCACAGGACUUUCACAGACUUAGAACGAAGGGGUCUUCUCGUCGCCUGUUUAUGUCAUGACCUGGAUCACAGGGGUUAUAGCAACAGCUAUCUCCAGAAAUUUGAUCAUCCAUUGGCAGCACUUUAUUCCACCUCAACCAUGGAACAGCAUCAUUUUUCUCAGACAGUGUCUAUACUGCAGCUGGAAGGCCACAAUAUUUUCUCUAAUUUGAACUCCAAUGAGUAUGAACAGGUCUUGGAAAUUAUCCGCAAAGCCAUUAUUGCUACAGACCUUGCUCUGUACUUUGGAAACCGAAAGCAACUGGAAGAGUUACAACAAACAAGAUCACUGAAUCUUAAAAAUCAAGCACAUAGGGAUCGCGUGAUUGGCUUGAUGAUGACAUCUUGUGACUUGUGUUCUGUGACAAAAUUAUGGCAUGUUACCAGACUGACAGCCAAUGAUAUAUACGCAGAGUUUUGGGCUGAGGGUGAUGAAAUGAAGAAGUUAGGUAUUCAACCUAUACCUAUGAUGGACAGAGAUAAAAAAGAUGAAGUUCCUCAGGGUCAGAUUGGGUUCUAUAAUGCUGUAGCUUUGCCCUGCUAUAGUACACUUGCACAGAUCCUCCCUCCCACAAUACCACUCCAUCGAGCAUGCAGGGAAAAUCUCAAACAAUGGGAAAAGGUGAUACGAGGGGAAGAAGCUUAUGGAUGGAUACCCUCCCAAUCCAGUAAUUCUGACUCAGAAUCUUUCCCUGUGAAGAUUGUUGACUGAUCCACAUUUAAGGCUUUUUAUUCCACAAUUUUUAGCCUUUUAAAAGGAUAAACUCUGCAAAUACACAAA